This is a messenger RNA of Erythranthe guttata (spotted monkey flower), 2225 nucleotides long. RefSeq names its product phosphoenolpyruvate carboxykinase (ATP) 1. Gene Ontology annotation, cellular component: cytosol. NCBI's taxonomy places the organism in Eukaryota, Viridiplantae, Streptophyta, Magnoliopsida, Lamiales, Phrymaceae. The record is from RefSeq and is a predicted model, not a curated record. Gene Ontology annotation, biological process: gluconeogenesis. Gene Ontology annotation, molecular function: ATP binding; phosphoenolpyruvate carboxykinase (ATP) activity.
GUUUUUAUUUUUUAUUUUAUUUCUGGAAGGUAGAAGAAAAUGGCGGCGAACGGAACCGGACGCGGGGCGGUGGCGGCGGCGACUGGGCGGAACGGGCUGCCGAAGAUCCAUACUGAGAAGAAGGCGGAGGGAGUAUGCCACGACGAUGUUACGCCGCCGGUGAGGGCUCAGACGAUUGACCAGCUCCAUUCUCUGCAGAAGAAGAAAUCGUCGGCGCCGACCACCCCCAUCGACGGUGUUCACAGCCCCUUUGCGCCGCUGUCUGAGGGCGAGCGCAGCAAACAGCAACUUCAGUCAAUCAGUGAUUCAUUGGCAUCAUUCACAAGAGAAAACGGACCGAAUGUGGUAAAAGGUGACCCGGCAAGGCAAUCGGAGACGCCACGUGUAUCCCACGUCAGCCACCACCUCGUCACCCCCACCAUCACCGUCACCGACAGUUCUUUGAAAUUCACCCAUGUCCUCUACAACCUCUCUCCUGCCGAACUAUACGAGCAAGCGAUCAAAUACGAGAAGGGGUCUUUCAUUACGUCUAGCGGUGCAUUGGCCACCCUUUCGGGGGCCAAGACCGGCCGAUCGCCUAAGGACAAACGUGUUGUAAGAGACGAGACAACCGAGGAUGAUCUUUGGUGGGGCCGUGGCUCGCCGAAUAUUGAAAUGGACGAGCACACGUUCAUGGUUAAUAGGGAAAGAGCCGUGGAUUAUUUGAAUUCGUUGGAUAAGGUUUUUGUGAACGAUCAAUUCCUGAACUGGGACCCGGAGAAUCGUAUCAAAGUCAGGAUCGUGUCCGCACGGGCUUACCAUUCCUUGUUCAUGCACAACAUGUGUAUCCGACCGAGCCCCGAAGAGCUGGAGAAUUUCGGCACUCCGGAUUUUACUAUAUACAACGCGGGACAGUUCCCGUGUAACCGUUACACGCACUACAUGACAUCAUCGACUAGCAUAGAUUUAAAUCUUGCGAGAAGAGAAAUGGUCAUACUCGGGACUCAAUACGCGGGCGAAAUGAAGAAGGGCCUUUUCGGCGUUAUGCAUUAUCUCAUGCCCAAGCGUCAAAUCUUGUCCCUCCACUCCGGGUGCAAUAUGGGCAAAGAUGGAGAUGUUGCUCUCUUCUUCGGCUUGUCAGGAACGGGAAAAACUACUCUGUCGACCGAUCACAAUAGAUACCUUAUUGGAGACGACGAACAUUGUUGGAGCGAUAACGGUGUAUCGAACAUCGAAGGAGGCUGUUAUGCUAAGUGUAUCGAUCUCGCACGGGAGAAGGAGCCCGAUAUUUGGAAUGCAAUCAAGUUUGGGACAGUAUUGGAAAACGUGGUAUUCGACGAGCAUACUAGAGAAGUUGACUACACUGAGAAAUCUGUCACAGAGAAUACUCGAGCGGCGUAUCCUAUCGAAUACAUCCCGAAUGCUAAAAUCCCAUGUGUGGGCCCGCACCCUAAGAACGUGAUACUAUUGGCUUGCGAUGCGUUUGGCGUGCUCCCACCAGUGAGCAAGCUGAGUCUAGCUCAGACGAUGUAUCAUUUCAUCAGUGGCUACACUGCACUUGUUGCGGGAACCGAAGAAGGAAUUAAAGAACCGCAGGCGACAUUUUCAGCUUGCUUUGGGGCAGCGUUCAUAAUGCUGCAUCCGACUAAAUAUGCAGCCAUGUUAGCUGCAAAAAUGCAGAAGCAUGGUGCAACGGGGUGGCUCGUUAACACUGGCUGGUCCGGUGGAAGAUAUGGUUCGGGGAGCCGUAUAAAAUUGGCGUACACUCGAAAAAUCAUCGACGCCAUACACUCCGGCAGCCUCUUGAAUGCUAAUUACAAGAAAACAGAGGUGUUUGGCCUCGAGAUCCCGUCAGAAGUCGAGGGUGUGCCUUCAGAAAUCUUGGAGCCUAUGAACACCUGGUCCGAUAAGAAGGCUUACAACGAGUCACUAGUGAAACUGGCUGGCCUUUUCAAGAACAACUUUGAAGGCUUUGUUGCUCACAAAAUUGGAAAAGAUGAUAAAUUGACUCAAGAAAUUGUUAGUGCUGGCCCUGUUGUCUGAAUCAGACAAUGAAGAAAACAAAAUAUCUGCUAAAUAAAAAUUGUAACUCAUCCCAUUGAAGUACUACUACUAUAUAUAAUAUUAUUAUAUAUGUGUUUAUGUGGUCAUUUUAAUUUUUAAUUUUUUUUGUUAGAAGUAAUUCCCCUUUUCUUGUAUCAAAAGAAGAAAGCAGAUAUGAAAUAAAGUUUGUUUUGUUUAGUAUU